Messenger RNA from Linderina pennispora, 3540 nucleotides. Its product is annotated as P-loop containing nucleoside triphosphate hydrolase protein. The transcript has 2 exons. The record is from RefSeq and is a predicted model, not a curated record. Gene Ontology annotation, cellular component: site of double-strand break; Smc5-Smc6 complex; nucleus. Lineage: Eukaryota; Fungi; Kickxellomycota; Kickxellomycetes; Kickxellales; Kickxellaceae. Bases 121 to 3456 code for a protein of 1111 amino acids. Gene Ontology annotation, molecular function: damaged DNA binding; ATP hydrolysis activity; single-stranded DNA binding. Gene Ontology annotation, biological process: double-strand break repair via homologous recombination.
UAAUGUUCGUGUCGAAAAUUUUUUUAACAUAAUCCCUGUUCUCUUCAAUUGAGCUACCCAAUUCUCUGUUUUCUGGCACCACUUGUACUGUUCAAUCUUUCCUACUCCGACAACUGGGGUAUGGUUAAAAUGCGCGAGCCACGGGUCCGCGAACAUUCAGACUCUGAGGACGUGGUCGUCAAAUCAAAGAAAGCGAAGGCGACGCACUCCAGAACGCUUGACAAUGGAACCCGGGGUGACCACACAGGCGUGGUUCGCACGCGCGGAGUCCAGCAAAGGAGCGGCGCACAGGGCGUUGUGCCGGAUAUUGGCAUUGUCGAGUGUGUCGAGUUGGUGGACUUUAUGUGCCACGAGCACGUCAAAGUCAACCUGUGUCCCAAGGUGAACUUCAUCACUGGCCAGAAUGGCAGCGGCAAGAGUGCAAUUCUGACCGCGCUGAUUAUUGCGCUGGGCGGGAAGGCGACCCUGACUAAUCGCGCAUCGAACCUAAAGGGCUUCAUUCGUGAGGGCCAAGGCAAAGCGACAGUGCGGGUGCAGCUGCGCAAUUGUGGUCCCGAGGCGUACCAUCCGGAGCUGUUUGGUGCGUCGAUUCUGGUGGAGCGGGUGCUGAGCAGCAGUGACUCGGGGUCGGCUUCACAGUUCAAGAUCAAAAACGGCGAGAGCGGGGCAGUGGUGUCGCGCAAGAAGGAGGACUUGGUGGCCAUUGUCGACCACAUGGCGAUUCAGAUCGAUAACCCGAUCAACAUUCUGUCACAGGACGCAGCGCGCGAGUUCCUAGCCAGCACCAGUCCCGACAAGAUGUACCAUUUCUUCCUUAAAGGCACGCAGCUGAUGCAGCUGAGCGACGACUUGGAGGCUGUGUGCAAGGCGAUUACCCGGGCACAGGCCAGCAUCGACCGCAAAAAGGAAGUGCUUCCGGAGAUGAAGGCCGAGCGGCAGCGGUGGAAACAGCAUUACGACGACAUGAAACAGGCACGCAAUCUCUCUGAGCAGGUCACAGACCUCAGCAAGCAGAUGGCAUGGGCGAUUGUUGAGGAGGCGGAGAAGGAGGCAAGUGGAAUCGAAGAGACAUUGCAGGUGCAUCAGCGAAAGAUUGAGAAAAUCGACGAAAAGGUCGCUGAAGAGAGUGCACGAAUGGAGGAGAUUCAGAGCAAGUCCAAGGAGCUGGCGGAGAAGGCAGACCGAGAGCUGGCGCAACUGGAGCCAUUACAAGCCGAACGCAGCGUCCCGUAUCACGAGCUCAGCGAGAUCAACGCUGCACUCCGCGAGUUUAAGCAGACAGAAGAUGAGAUGAACUCGGUUGCGCGCUCUACCCGACAGCGCCGCGACGCCAUUGCCAAGGAGCUCGAGGCAGAGCGGGCACGGCUGCAGGGUGAUGACAGGACAGGCCGCAUCGCCAUACAGAAGCAGGUCGGCACCAAGGAGGAGCAGACCAAGGCCGAGGAGGCCAAGGUCACGCAGUUGCAGGAGAAGCAGCUUGAGUACGAGAACAAAUCGGCAGGGUUGCGCGAAAGCAAGAGUGCGCGGUACCGUGACGUUGACAAGCACACGGUUGCGGUAACCAAGUGCAGGAAUGCGCUGGACAGCCUGGAGAAGCAGACCACCAACCAUAUGAAUGCGUUUGGGAGGGGCGUGCCGGAAGUACUGGGUCUAGUUGACCGGGCACAGUGGCGCGGUAUGAAGCCAGUUGGGCCGCUGGGCAAGUUCCUGAAGCUGCGCGACUCCAAGUGGUCCCGGGUCAUCGAGAGCUUGCUGGACAAAGUUCUGAAUGCGUUCCUGGUUGAAUCGCAUGCAGACCGACAAACUCUGGACGCCAUUAUGCGUCGGUGCGGGUGCCAAUCACGCAUAAUUAUUUGCAACACAGAGCUGUUUGAUUAUUCGCAUGGCGAGCCCGAACAGCGGUUUACAACUGUUCUGCGUGCACUGGAUGUCAGCAACGAAGUGGUGAAGCGGCAGCUGAUUAACCUGAACCGCAUCGAGCAAGUGAUUCUGGUCGAGCAGCGCGCGAUGGGUGACAAGAUCAUGCAAUCGAACAAGGGGGGAUUCCCACGCAACGUGAUAGCGUGUCUGACAGCCGAAGGGUACAGCGUGGGCACGCGGUCCGGGGGUCUGUCAACGCAGGCAAUGCGAAUGGUGCCGCAGUCCGGCCGCCUGGGUGAAGAUGUGGCCCGGAUGAUUGAGCGCGAGAAGAAGCAGCUGGCGCAGCACAACGGAGAGCUGAACAAGGCGCAGCGUGCGCUGCAGCAGGUUGAGCGCGAGCAGGAGGGGCUCAAGACGAAGCACAUGGAUGGCAACAAUGCGAUCCGACUGGCGCGCAGCCAUGUAAACAAGCUGCAGGCCGAGAUCCAGCAGCUGCGCGACCAGCUACUGAGUGAUGAGCCAGCCAAGAUCUCAGCGCUGGAGACCGAGCACGGGCACCUGACACAGCAGCUAGAGUCGAUCAAGAGCCAGUUCCGUGACCUCUUUGCGCAGCAGCAGGCGAAAAAGGAGGAGAUGGAACAGAUUGAGAGCAACAUUGCGCUGGUGGAUGCCAAGAUUGCGCGUACCAGAGAGCAUGCGGCGCAGCUGCGGCAAGAGGCUGACGACAUGGCGUCGGAGCGGCAAAAGCACAUCAACAACACUGAUUACUGGAACGCCAAGCGUGUUAGCCUGCAAGAGAAGGCCGCAGCACUGGAGCGGCAGCACGCCGAUGCCGAGGCAGUGGUCCAGGAGCAGCAGGUGCAGGCGAGACGGGUCAGCGAGGAGCGCGUGCGCGUCAAGCACCCGGCAGCGACACUGGACCGCAUGAUCAGUGAGUGCAAGGCGCGGCUGGACGAGAUCGAAAAGUCCAGCCGCAUGUCGCUGGACCAGGUGGCCGAGAAAGCCGACCUCCACAUCACGGCGUAUGCCAAGGCCAAGGAGGAAGUGCGCAGCAUCAGCAAACUCGUGGCUGUGUUGAAGACAGCGCACCAGCAAAGGCUGCAAAAGUGGAUCCAGUUCCGCGACUCGAUGACGGUGCGCACCAAGAUGCAGUUCACGCAGCACCUGUAUCAGCGCGGAUACAUGGGCAAGCUCGAGUUUGACCACGCCAAUCGCACACUGGUGCCCAAGGUGCAGACAGAUCAGGAUCUGGUCAGCGGGCACAACUCGAGGAACAGCCAGCCACAGAACGGCGAGGGAUUCCAGCGAAAGGACACCAAGUCGCUGUCGGGCGGCGAAAAGUCGUUCACAACCAUCUGCCUGCUGCUGUCGCUGUGGGAGGCCAUGAGCUGUCCGGUCCGGGCGCUGGACGAGUUUGAUGUGUUUAUGGAUGCAGCCAACAGAGCCAUCGCCAUGCGGAUGAUGGUCGACAGCGCAAAGUCCAGCAGCACAACGCAGUUUAUCCUGAUCACCCCGCAGGACAUGAACGUCAAGCCCGACGCCGAUGUGGCAAUCUUCAGGCUUAGCCAGCCGCGGCGGGCUCCGGCUGCGCGGUAGCCGAUAUCUAGAUUUACGUUAAUUUAUCACCUGUUCAGAUCACAUGCCUGCUUGGUGCUGAUAAUGGCUCGGUUUUUCACCUGC